CCCGUGCUCCCAUUUCUGGCCAUUUGCAAAUCACUUUUACUAGUUUUUGAUUGGGAGAGGCAUGCAAAGGGACUUUGUGACGCUCAGAGUAUACACAGGUCUUUUACCAAAAUAUGGGUGUUAAUAUUGAGUAAUGGGCAAAUAUGGGCAGAAAGGACCAAAUAAAUGCUGGUUUUCAGUUAAGAAAAAUCAGUGGUUGCCCUUCCUCAUCGGUUACUGUCCAUUACAUAAAAUAAAGACCCUGAAGAAUAAAAGAAUAGGAACAUGGGAAAACUUGGCCUCCUUGUUAAAUCGGGUAGUACCAAGAGUCAAUUAGAAUAUGGCAAAGAACUUGUUUUCUUUCAGAUCCCUGAAUAUACUGAAAACCUGACUGUUCCUGAAAAGAAUUGGUUUUGAACACAAUGCAUCUAAGUUAGUCAAUAUGCAGAAAUUUCUAGUUUCCUGGCCCUUCUAUGACACGCAUGAAUACAAAUGGCAUUUUACAGGUCCCUGUACUAUGUUGGGAGAGGCUGUGGUGACUGUGCGAGUGGAGGAGGGCUGUGGGGUGCCCCAGCAUGGAUGGCUACUUGGUCCUAAGAGUAAUUGGAGAGGGCUCCUUCGGCAGAGCCCUUUUGGUUCAGCAAGAGAACAGUAAUCAGACGUUUGCCAUGAAGGAAAUAAGGCUUCCCAAGUCUUUCUCUGGUACACGGAAUUCUAGGAAGGAGGCUGUUCUGUUAGCCAAAAUGAAACACCCCAAUAUUGUUGCCUUUAAAGAAUCAUUUGAAGCUGAGGGACACCUGUAUAUUGUGAUGGAGUAUUGUGACGGAGGGGACCUCAUGCAAAAGAUUAAGCAUCAGAAAGGAAAGUUGUUUCCUGAAGAUAUGAUACUUAAUUGGUUUACACAAAUGUGCCUUGGAGUAAAUCACAUUCACAAGAAACGUGUGUUACACAGAGAUAUCAAGUCCAAGAAUAUCUUCCUCACCCAAAAUGGAAGAGUAAAACUGGGAGAUUUUGGAUCUGCCCGUCUUCUCUCCAGUCCUAUGGCGUUUGCUUGUACAUAUGUGGGAACACCUUAUUAUGUGCCCCCAGAAAUUUGGGAAAACAUGCCUUAUAACAAUAAAAGUGACAUCUGGUCCUUGGGAUGCAUUCUGUAUGAACUCUGUACCCUUAAGCAUCCAUUUCAGGCAAAUAGCUGGAAAAGUCUUAUUCUCAAAAUAUGUCAGGGGUCCCUGAGGCCACUGCCAUCUCAGUACUCCUGUGAGCUGCAGCAUCUGAUCAAGCAGAUGUUUAAGAGGAACCCCUCACAUCGCCCUUCUGCUACAACACUUCUCUCUAGAAGUUCCUUGGCUCGACUUGUCCGCCAGUGCUUACCCCCAGAGAUCAUCACAGAAUAUGGUGAGCAGGUAUUAGAAGAAACCAAAAAUUCCAAGCAUAGUACACCAAGAAAAAAAACAGACUCCAGCAGAAUCAGGAUAGCUUUGGAAAAUGAGGCAACCACAAUGCAAGGGGAAGAACAAGGUAGAAAGUACAGCAACACUGAUUUAGAAAGCAUUCAUAAAAAUUCAACCGAAAGUGCACUGAGGAGAGUAAAUGAAGAGAAAGAUAAAUUAGUCCAUCCGAAGAAAGCCAGUUCACCAAGUCCUCUCAGGCGACAGUGGGAGAAAAAUGUACCCAACACAGCUCUCACGGCUUUGGAAAAUGCAGCCAUCCUCGCCUCCAGUUUAGGGGCCGGGGAUGAUAGAGGUGGUUCUGUAAUAAAGUACAGUGAAAAUAGCACCCGUAAGCAGUGGCUCAAAGAGACUCCAGAAACUUUGAUGAACAUCCUCAAGAAUGCUGAUCUCAGCCUGGCGUUUCAAACAUACACAAUAUAUAGACCAGGCUCAGAAGAGUUCUUGAAGGGCCCCCUCUCUGAAGAAACAGAAGCAUCAGACAGUGUGGAUGGAGGCCACGAUUCUGUCACUUUGGACCCAGAGAGACUGGAGCCUAGAUUGGAUGCAGAGGACACGGAUUUUGAGGAGGACGACGACAUCCCUGACUGGGUGUCAGAACUGAAGCUGCGAGCUGGCUGGCCAGGAGUGUCUGAUGGAAUGAAGAGGGGGAAACUGAAUAUUUAAAACUAUUCCUGAUCAGUGUCACAAGGUUUAAAAUAUCUGUAACUCUCGAGUUUUUGAACUCAAAGAGAAGGCGUGGAAGAAUGGCUCUGAGCUUCAGGCUUGCACUCAGAACAGAAAUGGGAUGCUGCUGCUUACGUUUUGUGUGAUUGUGGGAGAUUAUUUAACCUCUUGGAGCCCCAGUGUCCACAACUCUAAAACGAGGAUAAUAAUGCCUUCCUCAUAGGGACGCUGAACAUAGACCAUGGCAACGGCCCAUAAUGUUAUUUCUGCGAUUGUUAUGAUUUGUGUUUAAUUGCUGCACAACUCUUUUUACAUUUCCUAAAGGUUUGAGGAUCAAAAUAAAUUUAAUUAGACCAUAA
This is a messenger RNA of Acinonyx jubatus (cheetah), 2452 nucleotides long. It is a transcript of the gene NEK3, whose product is annotated as NIMA related kinase 3. The transcript is spliced from 17 exons. Bases 555 to 2093 code for a protein of 512 amino acids. Gene Ontology annotation, molecular function: protein kinase activity; ATP binding. Lineage: Eukaryota; Metazoa; Chordata; Mammalia; Carnivora; Felidae. The record is from RefSeq and is a predicted model, not a curated record. Gene Ontology annotation, biological process: protein phosphorylation.